AUCCACGACAGAGGGACGCCUGUGCAAACUGAUCAAGCCUUCUUGUCCUUUACUGUAGGCAGUGAUAUGGUGGAGGCAGAAAGGAGAGGAAUAAAGAUUGUCACGACGCCCUAUAAGGUCCUCUUCACCAAGACGCCAAAGUACUUCAAGCCAGGAAUGCCCUUUGACGUGAUGGUUCUGAUAACAAAUCCUGAUGGAUCUCCUGCUAGAAGCGUGGAGGUGGAAGGGAACCCCGGCAAAGUUACUGCCAGAACAAAUAGUGAAGGAACUGCAAAGAUGACCAUCAAUACAGUCCGGGAUGGAAGGAAUCUCGGCAUCACCGUAAGAACAAAAAGCCCAAUGAUUACUGAGCCUCGCCAAGCGGAGGGAAGAAUGGAGGCCUUGCCGUACCAAACGCUGUCAAAUUCUAACAACUACCUGCAUAUCGGCAUCCAGGCUGCAGAACUCCUGCCAGGAGAAAAUCUACAGAUCAACCUGAACAUCCAAAGCAAAGACAUACAAACUCAGGACACGAUUAAAUACUUUUCAUAUCUGAUUAUAAACAAAGGAAACCUUCUGAAAGCGGGCAGGCAGGAGAGACUGAAAGGACAGUCCCUUGUUACGAUGUCCCUGCUCGUUACCCGCGAGAUGAUCCCCUCUUUCCGCAUUGUGGCUUAUUAUUACGUGACAGCUGGCGGUCAAAGAGAAAUCGUGGCCGACUCAGUCUGGGUGGACGUGAAGGAUUCCUGCAUGGGCACGCUUCAAAUAAUUCCAGAGCGAGGUGGACAAACGUACAGCCCUCGCAAACCCUUCAGCUUCAAAAUUAAAGGAGACCCCGGUGCCAAGGUGGGGCUGGUGGCUGUGGACAAGGCCGUGUUUGUUUUAAACAACAAGAACAAGCUGACGCAGACAAAGAUCUGGGAUCACAUUGAGAAAAAUGACAUUGGCUGCACCCCGGGAAGUGGAGAAAACAACAUGGGGGUCUUCAAAGACGCCGGCCUGAUCUUCCAGUCAAACAUUAACGCUGAAACAAAAUCUCGGACCGAUCCCCACUGCCCUGUGCCUCCCAAAAGAAGACGGCGCUCGCUGGUUUUGGUUACAGAGAAGACAAGUUUGGCCGGCAAGUAUCCUGACGGCUUCCUGAAGAAGUGCUGUAUGGACGGCAUGAAUGAGAUUGUCAUGGAUUUCAACUGCAAGCAGAGAUCCGAGUACAUAGCGGCGGGCAAGGAGUGCGUUGAGGCCUUCCUCCACUGCUGCAUAGAGAUCACCAAAAAGAAAGGGCUGCUGGCCAGGCAGCAGGAGCAGAUCUUGGCUCGCAGUGAAGAAGACGACCGUUUCUUGAAUGACGAUGAAAUUGUUUCCAGAACUGAGUUCCCUGAAAGUUGGUUGUGGCAGAUUGAAUCACUACCAGAUGGCGCUGGAGACAGAGACGGUUUGGUCACAAAAGAUGUGAGAAGCUUCCUGAAAGACUCCAUCACAACAUGGGAGGUCUUGGCCAUCAGCUUAUCUGCAAAGAAGGGUAUCUGUGUGGCAGAUCCUUAUGAGAUCACCGUGAAGAAGGAUUUCUUUAUCGACCUGCGGCUGCCAUACUCGGUGGUCCGAAAUGAGCAGGUGGAGAUCAAGGCCGUGCUCUACAACUACUAUGACGACGACAUUGAGGUCCGUGUGGAGUGGAUGCCCAAUAGCCAACUGUGCAGCAUGGCAAACAAAAAGAAAUACUCCGAGAUUGUGAAAAUUAACAGGCUGUCAUCACGAGCGGUGCCAUUCAUCAUUAUUCCUAUGAAGCUGGGAAAGAUUGAUAUUGAAGUGAAGGCAUCUGGGAAAGCCUUUGGGGAUUUCGUGGCUGAUGGUGUGAAGAAACAGCUGCGCGUGGUGCCAGAUGGAAUGCAGGUAAAGAAAAUGGUCAGGAAUAUUGUCUUGGAUCCCGUUAAAGCAGGUGGAGUACAAAAUGAGUUCAUUCCCAAAGUGGACGUACGCUCAAUAGUUCCCGACACAGAAGCUCAGACGUUCAUCUCUGUAACAGGUAACCUUCUGGCAGAAACCGUUGAGAGUGCCAUCGGUGGGAGCAAUUUGGCUAACCUGAUCCGAGUGCCGUAUGGCUGUGGAGAGCAGAAUAUGAUUACGAUGACACCACCUGUCAUUGCAACUCAUUAUCUGGACAAGACCAACCAGUGGGAGCAAGUGAGCUUACAACGACGAGCAGAGGCCAUCAAAUACAUCACUCAAGGUUACACGCAGGAGCUGGCAUUCCGGAAGCCUGACAACUCAUACGGUGCAUGGAUCACAAGUCCUUCGAGUACCUGGUUGACAGCCUAUGUGGCGAAGGUGUUCGCCAUGGCCUACUCUCUGAUAUCAAUCGACGACAAAGUGCUGUGUGGUGCCGUCAAGUGGCUCAUUCUUAACAAGCAGCAAACCGAUGGAAUCUUCAGGGAGGACGCGCCUGUGUAUCACGGAGAAAUGGUGGGAGGACUACGAAAUUCAGAAUCGGAUGCGACUCUCACAGCCUUCGUCCUCAUUGCUUUGGCCGAAUCCAAAGAGAUCUGCAGAAGUCAAGUCCAGAGCCUGGAGGACAGCAUUGAAAAGUCAGCAAGUUUCCUGGAUCGGCGUCUUCUGACCCUGCAAAAGCCCUACACGGUGGCCAUCACGUCCUAUGCAUUGGCCUUGUGUGGCCGGAAACACCAGGAUCCCGUUUUAAUGAAGUUUGCCUCGGCAGGUAAGCGUGUCACAGCCUAGUGACAUGUUUCUUAC
Molecule: messenger RNA, 2727 nt
Organism: Polypterus senegalus (gray bichir)
Lineage: Eukaryota; Metazoa; Chordata; Cladistia; Polypteriformes; Polypteridae
Product: complement C3-like
Exons: 19
Cellular component (GO): extracellular region
Molecular function (GO): endopeptidase inhibitor activity
Source: RefSeq, a predicted model, not a curated record